Prorocentrum cordatum is the source of this 2572-nucleotide messenger RNA. NCBI's taxonomy places the organism in Eukaryota, Dinophyceae, Prorocentrales, Prorocentraceae. The record is from the annotation of a GenBank genome assembly.
CGGGGAGGGGGACCCGCGGGCUGGUAAUUUUGCCUCUGAGCGCGUGCGAGGGUGUUCGUUGGCCUUGAGCUUCGAAUUCACGCUAUCACCACCAGAGCUUGCCGCGCGUGCCGCCUCGCGCACCUUGUCUUUCCCGUCGGUGUGAGACCCGCGUAUCUCUUGAGAGGGCAUGCUGAGGCUACUUGCACGCUAAUUUGCUUCGGCUGUUCCUGUACCAUCCAGGUGCAGCUGCCCCCAGGUCACUGCAGCCCACAGCCCGCGCGCCAGGAUUCCACUCGAGAGCGGAAUUUCUCCAGACCGCCGAAGUCCAAAUUGCACUCGCCGGGAUCCCAGCGAGACGUGGGUGGGAGAGCAUCCAAAGUGUAAGGGAUGAAGGUCACAAUCUCAGGAGGAGCAGCGUUUGUUCUCGGUCCCGAAGUCGUUUGGUGUUGAUUUGUUGGUCGCCCAGUUCGAUCACAUAAGAUUGCCGCUUCAAAACCAAAUCCGAACACAAUAAAGUUACCCAUUAAGCUUUACCCGUCUGGGCAACAUGAGUGCGACAGCGGCGCAGCAUGUCUUCCAGAGUGCAUGUGUUCCUUGGAUGCCGCCCUCCGACUCGGAGACAGUGCCAGCGUGUGAGUGGGUGGCAAACUCGCCCGCUGGAGGGAGGGAGUGUACGAGGUGCGGAGGAAGAAAGACGAUCUGCAGCAGGGCCCACAGCUCGAGCAGCAUGGGGGACCCUAUCGGCGCCCUGUGGCCCUUCCUGGCGCUUGCGGUGCUGGGGCCUGCGGGAGCCGAUGGGUUGCUGCUGGAGGGCUGGGUGCCCCAGGAGGAGCACUUCCACAAGUUUCUGGGGAAGUUUGUUGUGGACUUCAACACAGCUGGGACAAACGUCGCCCAGGUCGAGACGCUGGUACAUCCACUGGGCGACGUCAAAAUUGGCGCUGGCAGGUUCUACCUUGCCGCCUUCGACGACGAGGAGGGCCACUGGCAGCGCAUUCGGGACAGCUGGGAGACGACGAGUUGCCCCGAGUUGUUGAAAAGCGCGUCGUGGUCACAGACAAUCGUGAUGUCGUCGAACGGCGAUUGGAACAACACGUUCGGUGUUCGUCAGAGGUUGCGGCCCCGCUUCUGGUACUUCGCGCUCUUGGGGUGUGGCGUGGAGACAACCGUGCCGCUGCGCUAUUCACUUCACGUGACAAACACGAAUUUUGGUUGGCAGAGCGAGGUGCCAGUCGAUCACAAGGAUAUGAUUAUCAUCAACACGCUGUUCGUAAUCGCUUUCUUUCUCACCACCCUGACAACUGCGUGGGCGGCGCGAUGGAGAGAGGUGAUGCGCAAGAGUCCCUUGCGGGAUCACCCAUACCUGCAGCUGUUGCUCUGCUCGCAGGUGGCCUCCUUUGCGUCGUGCGCACUGUGGGUGUUGCACGACUGCCUGUACCUGCGAUCUGGCAUGGGAUCCAUGCGACUGGGGUUCCUCGCGACCAUGUCUGCGACGGUUGCUUCCAGCACCGUGUUCUUGAUCGUCAUUUUGGCGAGCACCGGGUGGGCCAUCGUCACAGCGACGUUGCCAUGUCGGCGGGUUUUCUUGGGCAUGGUCGCCACUGUCGGGGGGCUGUCAGCUCUAUGUGAGCUCCACGCAGACACCACCACCACCCAGUCGUCUGAGCUCUACGCCUACCAGAGCCUUCCGGGAUUCGUCGCGUUGGCGCUGAAGGUGUUCAUUUUUUGGUGGUUUUUGUUCCAAGUGAAAUCCACCCACGAGGACGAGUGGGACAAGCGGCGGCGCAGGUUUUAUCGGACGAAGUGCUCGCCAUUUGCACGACACUUUUGGCUUUACACUCACCUGUCAGCGUCGUCUUGUCUUACUCUAUUGCUCCAUGGUACCGAUACAGGGUGGUGGCGGUCGUGGACAUUUGCACUCGGUGGAUUGGUCAAGCAGCUCUAUCGUGGCUCUUCCUUGGUAGCCACAGCCCGAUAUCCUUGGACAACGCCUUCUCUCCUCAGGGGCCUGCGGCUGCGAACACCGCCCAUGGUGAUUUUGGAGCCAACCAGACUGAGUUCCAGAGCCUUGCGGAUGACGUCGGGCGCCCCAGCCUCUCUAUAUGAAAACGCUGGCUAGCUUGUCUUCAAGCCUAGGUUCACUGAACAGUCAGUGCUGCAAGGCUUCUUUUACACAGCCGCUGAGAAGGCACACAGUGAGGCACCAGCCGCGUCGGUGGACCUUGGGAUAUGAUGUUGAGGAUCUCUCGGAAGGGUGAGUUUGUUUGAGAUACGACAGGAUGUCGUUCUCCGAGGGGCAACUACAGAUGUUGCAUCUUGCGUGCACCUAGUGAGCCUGCGUCUGGCGCAAUCGAUUUGAAUCCACUGAGCCUCACGAGUGUGACCUUAUGGGCGCUGGUUUUCGCAGAGAAAAAACCGCGGUGUUUGCUGUCUGGGAAACCGCCCAGGAAUCGAUUUGUUCUGCCAUGGCACGACGAUCCGACUUUUCAGUUUGGCCGACAACGCCAUUGCAAGAGCAACCCGCGACAAGUUGUGUUGUGUCGCGAUUGCUUUUAGGUUGUCGUGAGGCUUGUGCUACAAUAUCAGAUUG